AUGCGGAUUUUAAUCCGGUUUUCUCUUCCUGGCAUUAGUGGUGACCUGCCCGACUCUCUGGAUGCCUUUGAUGAACGCACAAAGAUGGAAUUCAACCUCUUUCCCACCGCCACUCCCAGCCUGACUGGUGAGGUCCUAAACGAAUUUAUGCUGCCGACUAAUGUUCGCAAGCGAAAACCCAUCUCCCUCCUGGACGCAGAAGCUCAAGCCGACAAGGCGAGGAAGCAGGCAGAACUCGAGGCCAAAUAUGCUCUCUGGAAUCGAGGGUAA
Molecule: messenger RNA, 270 nt
Organism: Dibothriocephalus latus
Lineage: Eukaryota; Metazoa; Platyhelminthes; Cestoda; Diphyllobothriidea; Diphyllobothriidae
Source: the annotation of a GenBank genome assembly